AUGACAUUCAAGAAUCAGAAGAUUCUUCUCACUUUGGAAAUGAAGAGAUCGGGAAAAGUAUUUAAAAAGGCGUCAAAGGUCCAGGUUAAGCAAGAAGUAGAGCUCGCAGUUGAGCAAGAAGUGGAACUAACGGUUAAGCAAGAAGUGGAACUCGCAGGGAAAGGCGACGAAGGUGGUUAUGAAGCGAAAAAAGAGGUGAAAGGAUUUGUUUCAACGAAGCUAGGAAGAAGAUGCAAACGUGUUUCCACCAAGACAGUGCAGUCCGCGAAGGAGAACAUCGUUCCUCAUAAAAUGAAGAGAGAAUUAGAUCACGUUGACGCCUCUCUGGAUUUGUCUGUGAAAUCUCUCAUGUCCGGGGCCACAGAUAAGUCCGAGAUGGAAGAAGACAAGGCGGAGCACGAUCGGAAAGACGAGAAGAAGAAAGCGGAACGCAAAACGCGCUCAAAAGCGCCGGCUAGUGGGGAAAGCGAUACUCAACGUCAGUCGCGUCUCACAGUCGGUGCCAAGGUUCUUCAAGCGGGGACAAAGAGCAAGAAGUGCUUGGGUUCUCAUGUUAGCGCUGCAGGCGGAUUGGAGCAGGCGAUCUACAAUGCAUGUGCUGAGGGUAAUCGUUCCCUGGCCAUGUUCGUGCGUAAUCAACGUCAGUGGAAUGCAAAACCUAUGGAUGAAGCCACUGUUGAACGAUGGAAUCGUGCCGUUGAGGAAACCGGCUUCCCGCUCUCUCAAGUUCUUCCACAUGGUUCUUAUUUGAUGAAUCCUGGAUCUCCUGAUCCCGAGAAAUUGGAAAAAAGCCGAGCGGCCAUGCUCGAUGAGUGCAAACGCUGUGAACGUCUAGGAAUCGGGUUGUAUAAUUUUCAUCCAGGUUCCACCACAGGAACGGGUACAGUAGAGCAGUGUCUCAAAUUAGUUGCUGAAACUAUCGACUACAUUGUUGACAAUACUGACUUCAUCGUCAUGGUAAUAGAGACGAUGGCAGCUCAGGGUCAUACUAUCGGAUCGACAUUUGAACAGAUUCGUGACAUCAUAUCAAUGGUGAAAAAUAAGGAGCGUGUCGGCGUCUGCAUCGACACCUGCCACAUAUUUGCAGCAGAAAACACUAAGAAGUUUGAUGAUGUCAUUGGAUUCAAAUAUUUGAAGGCGUUUCAUCUCAACGACUCGAAAGGCGGACUUGGAUGCCGUGCGGACCGUCAUGAAAAUAUCGGACGUGGGCGUAUUGGAAAGGGUGGCUUCAAGUGUAUUAUGGAUGAUGAACGUCUGAAUGGCAUUCCUCUAAUUUUGGAGACCCCAGAAGGGGACUAUCCACGCGAAAUGAUCACGCUUUACUCGCUCUAG
Molecule: messenger RNA, 1332 nt
Organism: Ostertagia ostertagi
Lineage: Eukaryota; Metazoa; Nematoda; Chromadorea; Rhabditida; Trichostrongylidae
Source: the annotation of a GenBank genome assembly